Parasteatoda tepidariorum (common house spider) is the source of this 737-nucleotide messenger RNA. RefSeq names its product Lipoyltransferase 1 (gene Lipt1). Gene Ontology annotation, cellular component: cytoplasm; mitochondrion. Gene Ontology annotation, biological process: protein lipoylation. Lineage: Eukaryota; Metazoa; Arthropoda; Arachnida; Araneae; Theridiidae. The record is from RefSeq and is a predicted model, not a curated record. Gene Ontology annotation, molecular function: lipoyltransferase activity.
AACAUCAUCCCACAAAACAAAACACCAAAUUGCCUAAAUUAUUGCGCUAAAAUUUUAAAAAGAAGCACUGCUUCCAAGGUUGGCAAAUUUGCUACUUAUCAUCAUUGCACUGUACUGGUUGAUGUGGAUGUAAUCAAAUUGCAUCAAGCGCUUCACAGAGAUCUAAACUGCAUUAAGAGUAAAGCUACAGCCAGUACUAAAGCUGAGGUAAUUAAUUUAAAAACAGUGUGCAGAGACAUUAAUGUUGGAGAUGUCAUUAAAACUGUUGCAGACAACUAUAAAUUAACUUAUCAUGUGAAGGAGGUUCUAAGCGUGUAUCCAACGGAAGAACGUUUUCCUGGUUUAAAUAAAAUACAAGAGAAUCUGAUGAGCUGGAGUUGGUGCUUUGGUCACACACCAUCCUUUACCGUCACCAAAUCUUUCCCCAUAUGUCCCUCCUUUUCCAUGUGGAAUAGUCAGAAUUUACCCUCAUCUUUUGAAAUAAAUCUUGUGUGUAACAAAGGGACUAUAGAAUGUAUUAAUAUUGUACCACAAUUAUUAGACAUUCAAACAUUUAAUAGAUUGAGCCAGUAUAUAAUGGGUUUCAAAUUUUCUGACAAAAUAAUUGAUCCACUGGAAAUGUGGGUUAUGGAUUCAAAAAGCAAAAUACUAUGUAAUUAUGUCAAAUGCUGUAUAACACAAAUGAUUUUUGAUGUUCAUAAAUGAUAAUUUAAUUAAAAACUAUGUAUUUACAUCAA